UGUGCACCGGGUCUUUACGGUUCUCACCUCACGCGUGCAAUUGCAAAGCUCUAUAUAUAUCGGGUUACCUCCUCUGCUGGCACUUCACUUCUCCUUUGCCCCUCCCUCCUAUAUCCCUCUCCCCACGCAGCGUGCACAAGAGAAGUGAGGGAGGAGAUCGAAGCAGGGGGGAACAGGAGAUGGCAGGCCGCGGUGAAGCCAAGUCAUCGGUUUCUCCGGGUGAAGAGGCCUAUGUUGAGAAGAAGUUUGGAGGAAUUGCGCCCAAGAAGCCUCUGAUAUCGAAGGACCAUGAGCGUGCCUACUUCGACUCCGCAGACUGGGUCCUCGGCAAGCAAGCUGCGAACAGCAGCAGCUCAAGGCCCGCAGUCGAAUCUCUGAAGCCCAAGCUGAAGAGAACGCCUCAUCACCAGCUUCCCCCUCGCAAUCCGACCUGCGCAUCUGGCUGAGACUUAAGGAGGCACACCGCAGCAGCAUGGUGAAGAGCUCGGAGAAGGAGACAAGUGACUACGAGAGCUCGGAUUAGUGUUUAGCUGGUCCUACCGAAAAACUCUGCAUGCAAAUUGGCUUCUUGGCACUUCAGCUUCUAUAUGUCUGAAGUGAUUAGUUAACGUUAUCAGGGUUAAGUCAGAUGGAACUUGGUAUUUUAGAAUCUUGCUACAUUCACCCAAAAAUAAACAAAUUUGCAAUUUGAAGUCACUCGAGAAAUAGUUUUUCCUAAA
Messenger RNA from Brachypodium distachyon (stiff brome), 719 nucleotides. RefSeq lists its product as uncharacterized. The coding region runs from base 180 to 446 and encodes 88 amino acids. The transcript has 7 exons. The record is from RefSeq and is a predicted model, not a curated record. NCBI's taxonomy places the organism in Eukaryota, Viridiplantae, Streptophyta, Magnoliopsida, Poales, Poaceae.